AUAUUCACGUGCAAAUUGUGGAAGCAACAUGUCACGAAAAGAUGUUGCUUUUUCGCUAUUGUGCGUCUUGUGCUGCACAGUAUCUUCUUUCGCUUUCGUUUUCGAGGAUUGUGGCUCGGAGGUGGGUAAACUUAACGAAAUAACGAUUUCAAGUUGUGAAGAGUUGUCCGAAGAGAGGUGUUCAUUUCCACGUGAAAUCGAUAUACUUUCGACUAUAAAGUUCACACCAAACGUAGAUGUUUCGGCAGUUGAAAUGCGUGCAUUUGGCGUGUUACUCGAUGUGCCUGUACCUUUUCCUUUAAAAGAGCCUGACGUAUGCAAGGACCCGGAUUCCGGGAUUAAUUGUCCUUUGACAAAGGAUCAGGAAGUUGUGUACAAAUCCAAGUUAUUCUUGGAGAAGAAAACUCCAACGUUGAGUGUUGAUGCUAUGUUGGAGUUUGUAAAUGAAAAAGGUGAGAAGAUAAUAUGUAUAAAAUUCCCGGCGAAGAUUAAGUAAAACACAUAACUGACAUUUUUACGGCAACCAUGAUGAAUUAUUUUCUCCAAUGUUAAAGAGUGAACACGUUAUCAGCUUUAUACAAUAAAUUCCGUCAUAUUUUAUCACAUAUGUCAACGCAUAGCACAUGGACAAAAAUUAUGCAUGUAUAGAAUAAUAAAUGUUAUAGAGAGAGAGUUUUCUAUAUAUAUAGAUAG
Nylanderia fulva is the source of this 693-nucleotide messenger RNA. Its product is annotated as NPC intracellular cholesterol transporter 2 homolog a. Gene Ontology annotation, biological process: intracellular cholesterol transport. The record is from RefSeq and is a predicted model, not a curated record. NCBI's taxonomy places the organism in Eukaryota, Metazoa, Arthropoda, Insecta, Hymenoptera, Formicidae. Gene Ontology annotation, molecular function: sterol binding.